GUCCCCCCUCGCCCCCGGGCGACGCCGGGGCGCGGUGCAGCUGCAGGGACAGGAAGGUCACUCCCGCCGGGCUCGGCAGCGGCCACUUCCAGCCGUCGUCCGUCCCCCGGGCGGGGAACGAGGAGCGCCCCGCCGGAGGGCAGCUGACCCCCGACCGGCUGCUCCGGGAGCGCCGCUCUGCCCUGCUCCGUCGGGGCUGGAGCUGCCGCGGCCGCCCGGGCUCCGGCUGUCAGCGGUCGCGGCGGCUCCGGGCCGGAUCCUGCUGCCGCCGCCGCUCCGGCUGCUCGUCCGCAGCCCGGCUGCUCUCCGGGGAAGGGGGGAAGAGCAGCUUUCCGAGCCCGGGGUGCGUCGUGGGUGCAGCAGCCUGGGGCAGCUCCUUCCACCCCGGGGGUGCUGGGCGUCAGCGCCGGUCCCACGGAGCCGGCUGAGGUCACCGGGCGGCGGGGCUGGCAGGCGGCCGACAGCCCAGCCCGCAGCAGCGUCGAGCCCUGGGCAGGGCCGCGGAGGUGGCUGGGCGGGUUGGGCGCGGGCGCUCGGGGCGCCGGCCGCGCCGAGACGGUGUUUGGGUGCUGUGAUCCGGGCCGGGGGGAGGCAGCCAGUCCUGUACUGGGGUGCAGGCAUGGGGCACCCAGCAGAGCUGGGCUGAUGCGGGGCUGCAGGCCCGUGAUGUGGCUGUGCUAAGCGGCUGGCUUGCUCCUAGCACCGACGGGUCCGGCUACUUCUGGUGAGGGCGAGCUGUCCCGGGUGUGGCGAUGUCGGAGGCGGUGGAUCUGUCCUUCUUGUCGGAUGUGGAGAGGGAUUUGAUCCUGCAGGUCCUGCAGCGCGACGAGGAGCUCCGCAAAGCAGAGGAGAGGAGAAUCAGGCGCCUGAAGAACGAGCUGCUGGAGAUCCGGCGCAAGGGAGCCAAGCGGGGCAGCCAGCGCUACAGCGAGCGGACGUGUGCCCGCUGCCAGCAGAGCCUGGGCCGUGUCAGCCCCAAGGCCAAUACUUGCCGGGGCUGCAACCACUUGGUGUGUCGGGACUGCCGUUCCUACAGCCCCAACAGCUCCUGGCGCUGCAAAGUCUGCACCAAGGAGGCUGAGCUGAAGAAGACGACGGGUGACUGGUUCUAUGACCAGAGGGUCAACCGCUUCGCCAACCGGCUGGGCAGUGACAUGGUGCGGCUGUCCCUGCGGCACAGGUCGGCAGCCAGCAAAAGAGAGACCGUGGGACAAACUCUCCUCCAGAAAGCCCAGCUCGGCGAGCCCAAAAGCACCUCCUCAGCCCAGCAGCAGAGCCCCCCAGCACCCCGGGAGGGGCCCAGUUUGUUUCCGGAUACCUCAGACCCUCGGGAUGGCAAAAGCGACACAGAGUCCAUGGAAAACAUGAGCCUGGAUGGCUACAGACCUAGUCCUGGUGGUGUGGGGAGCAGGAGUAACACCCUGGAAAAAGCUGCUCCUCUCAGAGACAGAAAACCGGUUGCUGCACCAGCAGGACCUCCUGCCUCCAGCCUGACCCUCCCUCUCCGCUCCAAAAACCCGCUCCCUGACGGACGGGAUGCUGUCAUGGAGAGCCGCAGCAGUGCCUUGGUGGACGAGCAUGAAACGAUAUUCAAGAAGAACCCCCGGCGGGUGGUGAGGCCUGCGGACUACACCAAGUCGGUGAUCGACCUGCGCCCAGAGGACUUUGUGGGGGAAGGCAGCUGUUUGGGGGACAGGAGCAAGUCAGUCCCCGGCCUCAACACGGAGCUGGAGGAGGAGGAGGAGGACAUCGAUAACCUGGUGGAGAUCCAUCGCCAGAGGGUGGCCCGGGGCAGCAUGCGCAGUGGCACCUCCUCAAGCACGCUGGGGAGCAUGGUCAGCAUUUACAGCGAGGCUGGCGAUUUUGGCAAUGUUGCGGUCACCGGGGGAAUAUCCUUCUCCCUGAGCUAUGAGCAGAAGACGCAGACCUUGUUCAUUCACGUGAAGGAGUGUCGCCAGCUGGCCUACGGGGAUGAGGGCAAGAAGCGCUCCAACCCGUACGUGAAGACCUACCUUCUGCCUGACAAAUCCCGGCAAGGGAAACGCAAGACCACUAUCAAACGCAACACCAUCAACCCCCUGUACAAUGAGCUGCUGAAGUACGAGAUUAACAAGUCCCUCCUGCUUGCGAGGACGCUGCAGUUCUCGGUCUGGCACCACGAUCGCUUUGGCCGAAACACCUUCCUGGGGGAGGUGGAGGUCCCGCUGGACGCCUGGAACUUCGAGAGUCACCUGGAGGAGUUUCUGCCCCUGCAUGGCAAGAUUGGGGUGGAUGCUGCUGGUCUCCACCAGUACAAGGGGGAGCUGGUCGUCUCCAUGAAGUACAUCCCAUCUUCCAAGCACCCUGGGGCUGGGAAUGGCAGGAAGGGCAAAGCAGGGGAAGGUGGUGAGCUCCAGGUCUGGAUCAAAGAAGCCAAGAACCUUACGGCUGCCAAAUCUGGGGGGACAUCAGACAGCUUUGUCAAGGGCUACCUCCUGCCACACAAAAACAAAGCCUCCAAGAGGAAGACUCCUGUGGUGAAGAAGACCCUGAACCCUCAUUACAACCACACCUUUGUCUACAACGGCAUCAACCCCGAGGACCUGCAGCACAUCUGCCUGGAGCUGACAGUCUGGGACCGGGAGCCACUGUCCAGCAAUGACUUCCUCGGGGGUGUCCGUCUAGGGGUGGGCAACGGCAUGAGCAACGGGCAGGCUGUGGACUGGAUGGACUCCACGGGCGAGGAGCUGAACCUGUGGCAGAAGAUGUGCCAGUACCCAGGCUCGUGGGCAGAGGGGACGCUCCAGCUCCGCUCCACCAUGGCCAAGCUGAGGCCGUAGGCUGCGGCACCGGGACUCGGCCGAGGGCUGGCACUGCUGCUCGGGAGCCGUGCUCAGUGCAUGGCCCAGCAGGGCUGCCAAACGCCGUUGGUUUUUUUGCUUAUACUUUCAUAAACAUGACUUUCAUAAACACUUCUCUAAACCGG
This is a messenger RNA of Grus americana (Whooping crane), 2965 nucleotides long. It is a transcript of the gene SYTL4, whose product is annotated as synaptotagmin like 4. Bases 753 to 2819 code for a protein of 688 amino acids. Gene Ontology annotation, cellular component: exocytic vesicle; plasma membrane. NCBI's taxonomy places the organism in Eukaryota, Metazoa, Chordata, Aves, Gruiformes, Gruidae. The record is from RefSeq and is a predicted model, not a curated record. Gene Ontology annotation, molecular function: neurexin family protein binding; small GTPase binding; phospholipid binding. The transcript is spliced from 16 exons. Gene Ontology annotation, biological process: exocytosis; intracellular protein transport.